AUGUCGAUUCUUACUUACAGUGGUGGUUCCUGCCUGGCGAUGGCGGGUAAGGAGUGCUUUGUCAUCAUCUCUGACAACCGCCUCGGUGAGCAGCUGAAAACCAUCUCGAUGGAGGUGCCGAAACUCCAUGUAAUCAACGACAGCAUUGUGCUUGGCCUUACUGGUCUCCGCACCGACCAACAGACGUUCGCCCAAAAACUCCGUUUCCGCACGGAGAUGUAUAAACUGAACGAGGAGCGUGACAUAAGCGGCAAGGCCUUCGCCGCGUUAGUGGCGUCCAUGCUGUACGAGGCCCGUUUCGGUCCGUGGUUUGUGGAGCCUGUCAUUGGCAGCGUGGACCGGAAGACGGGAGAAGUGUAUUUGUGUGCGAUGGAUCUCAUCGGGGCCCCGUGCGAGCCGGAGGACUACGUGUGUGCGGGGACGUGUGCGGAGAGUCUCCACGGGAUGUGUGAGGCGCUCUGGCGGCCGGGGCUCGGGCCGGAGGAACUCUUCGAGGUGGCCGCGCAGGCGAUGCUCUCGGCCUGUGACCGCGACUCGCUCUCCGGCUACGGCGCCGUUGCCGCCAUCGUCACCCGCGAGAAGGUGACCACGCGACUCAUUAAGGGACGCAAGGAUUAG
Molecule: messenger RNA, 618 nt
Organism: Trypanosoma theileri
Lineage: Eukaryota; Euglenozoa; Kinetoplastea; Trypanosomatida; Trypanosomatidae
Product: proteasome subunit beta 3
Exons: 1
Coding region: 1-618 (205 amino acids)
Biological process (GO): proteasome-mediated ubiquitin-dependent protein catabolic process
Cellular component (GO): proteasome core complex; proteasome core complex, beta-subunit complex
Source: RefSeq, a predicted model, not a curated record